This is a messenger RNA of Phalaenopsis equestris, 746 nucleotides long. RefSeq names its product nucleoside diphosphate kinase 1. Bases 78 to 524 code for a protein of 148 amino acids. Gene Ontology annotation, molecular function: nucleoside diphosphate kinase activity. Lineage: Eukaryota; Viridiplantae; Streptophyta; Magnoliopsida; Asparagales; Orchidaceae. The transcript is spliced from 4 exons. Gene Ontology annotation, biological process: GTP biosynthetic process; CTP biosynthetic process; UTP biosynthetic process. The record is from RefSeq and is a predicted model, not a curated record.
GAAGCCCUCACUCUUUCGUUAGGCCUAGGGUUUCUUUCAAUCGCCGCCGUAUAGAGAGAUCUUCGAAAGCAGUUAAGAUGGAGCAGACCUUCAUCAUGAUCAAGCCUGAUGGCGUCCAACGCGGCCUGAUUGGUGAUGUCAUCGGGCGAUUCGAGAAGAGAGGUUUCUACCUGAAAGGGUUGAAGCUUGUAACCGUGGAGCGGUCCUUCGCUGAGAAGCACUACGAGGAUUUGUCGGCGAAGCCCUUUUUUCCUGGGUUGGUGGAGUACAUCAUCUCUGGUCCGGUGGUGGCUAUGGUUUGGGAGGGGAAGAACAUUGUUGUGACUGGUCGGAAGAUGAUCGGGGCUACCAACCCUUCUAACUCAGAACCCGGGACUAUUCGCGGCGAUUAUGCAAUUGAAGUCGGGAGGAAUGUAAUUCAUGGAAGCGAUUCGAUUGAGAGUGCCAGGAAGGAGAUCGCUCUGUGGUUCCCAGAAGGUCUGUCAAACUGGCAGAGCAAUCUCCACCCUUGGAUCUAUGAGUGAGCCUCUGCUGCUAUCUAUUCUGGCUCCCUGGUAGUACUCUUAUUAUUUAUUAUUACUCUAUUAUUCAACAGAGCUUUUGUUGUUGUUGGUGCAGCCUUUGUGCUGGUUUGUUGGCUUCGAACUUUUUAUUUUUGAAGAUGUAAGAGUAUUAAUUAUAUUAUGUAUGAGUUUGAUAUAAUUGACUUAGAAUCCUAUUUUUAUUUCAAGUCUCUGGUUGAUAUU